AUUUGAAUUAGAUUGUUAGCAGGAUAACAAAGUAGAUAAAUUGGCUUGUAGCUGGAAAAUGGGAGGAUACCGCAUUUCGAAGGGGACUAAUGCACUUAUAAAUAAGAGGAAGAAGGUGAAGGAUCUACUGUUCACAUUAUUUCCAGCAGGAAUGCACAUCGGAAGCUGUGCAGAGCAACCGGUUGAAGAACAGCAUGUUGCUGUUGCCCAGGUAUUCAUCAGAGAGCAAUGGCAGCGGCAGGCUUGUUCUAUUUGUAUGAAAAGCCCUCAACUAAGGCUUUUCCUACAAAAUUCUCUGGAGGACCAUGGCAAUGACAGGAAAUUGUACCCAUCAUAUUUUGUUCUUUUUGUAUGCAGAUCUCUCAAAACUUCUGCUUCUCCUACAAAAUUUCCAGCUUAUUUUGUCUACUCUGCCUAAGGUAAAAUGCCAAAUAGAACAAAUGCCACAGCUAAAGAUUGAACAAUUCCAACAC
Messenger RNA from Mangifera indica (mango), 473 nucleotides. RefSeq lists its product as uncharacterized. The coding region runs from base 59 to 418 and encodes 119 amino acids. Lineage: Eukaryota; Viridiplantae; Streptophyta; Magnoliopsida; Sapindales; Anacardiaceae. The transcript has 2 exons. The record is from RefSeq and is a predicted model, not a curated record.